Molecule: messenger RNA, 615 nt
Organism: Zingiber officinale
Lineage: Eukaryota; Viridiplantae; Streptophyta; Magnoliopsida; Zingiberales; Zingiberaceae
Exons: 2
Coding region: 1-615 (204 amino acids)
Source: RefSeq, a predicted model, not a curated record
AUGGGUUUGCCCCCGCCUGAGUUAGCGCCUCAGUUGAUCAAAAUGAUGGAAGAACAAAGGAUGGCAGGGCAGGCUGGAUCAUCUCGUCUCGACCUAGCGGGACCUAGCACUCAGCAACCUGGUCGGGGAAAGGAACCGGAAGGAUCACGAGAGGUCGAAAACAGAGGUAAUGCAGUUGUUAGAGAGAUAGGCAUGAUCUCUGGAGGGCCGACCGACGGAGACUCAGGGAGAGCACGUAAGUCUCACGUUCGGCGAUUGGAGGUUCAUGCUGUCGGAUGCAGUCAGGAGCAAGCUGCUGGCCCUGCUCUUAGCUUCGGGCCUGCAGACCUGGAGGGUCUGGAGUUGCCUCAUGACGAUGCGCUCAUCAUCAAAGCCAUCAUCGCCAAUAGUCGAGUUGCUCGGGUUUUAGUCGAUACCGGGAGCUCGGUUAACAUUCUAUUCAGGACUGCAUUUGAAGAAAUGCAGAUUGAUGCCGUCGAACUUCAGCCAGUGGCUACAUCUCUGUAUGGAUUUACCGGCAAUGAAGUGAAGCCUAUUGGCCAGAUUAAGCUGGCAAUAUCUUUGGGCACCGAGCCACUGGAAUGCCGGAGCCACAUACCAGCGAAUGAUGGAUAA